AUUUUUAAUUUAUAUAUAUAUAUACACACACAUAUAUAAAAGAUGGCUGAAAAACGAGUAGGAAAUAUAUCAAAUGGACAAAGAAAAAUUCUUAUUGAAUUUCUGAAUAAUCAUCCGGAAUUAGUGUCGGCAAAAUUUACAUCAACAUUUUCAUAUAAAGAUGCUCAAAAACUAUGGUGUGAAAUUACUAAUAUAUUAAAUGCCCUUCCUGGAGCUAAAAAGACUUGGGAGCAAUGGCGAAAGACUUGGCAUGACAUGAAAAACAAAGUAAAAGGAAAGAAAGCAGAUAUCAAUCAAAGUUUAAAAAAAACUGGAGAAGGUCCACCAUCAGAAAUAAACAUGACAAUGAUAGACAACGAUGUAGCUAAUUUGAUUGGACCUACUACUAUAUACGGUGAUGCUACAGUUGACGAAUCUAUUGCUGAAUUUAAUUUUGAAAACACUGAAAAUACCGAAAUUGAAAAUACAUUGGGUUUUAAAGAGAACAAUUCAGAUAUAUCAACUGCAUCAAGAAAUAAUAAUAUAUUAAAGGAUAUUACGUAUAAAAGAAAUGUUGACUUAAAUACAAAAAAAUGUGUUCAAGUAAAGUCAUCAAUUAAUUGCAACAAAGAGCUAUUAAUAUCUAAAUCACAAUCAGUGGAGCCUUGUGUUUUCAUAUCAGAUGAAUCAGUCAAUGGACAAGCCAAUGAAGAUACAAAUAUAAACAACACAAAAUUAAAAAAUCAAAAUAUAAAAUCAACUAUAACAACAGCAGUAACACAUAAAGGUAUUAAGAAAUGCAGACAAAACACAUCUCACAGUCAGCAACGUACUACAAAAAAAGGAUAUUUUGAAAAUACUCUUUCGUAUACAAAAUGUCUAAGCACAAAUAUGGAGAAUGAUAUGAAGAUGCGUGAAGAAUAUUAUAAUAAAAAACUUAAAUUUAUGGAACGUGAUGUUAUAGCAAAAGAACGAAUUGCUGCGGCUAUUGAAACUUUUUAUGCAAUAAAUCAAGAAAAUAUAACUUACGAAGAAGUAGAAAAUUUGGAAGACACAGGUUAUUAGUUUAAAAGAAAAAUGUUUAUUAGUACAAUUAUUUUUUUUAAUGUUUAUUUUUUAUUUUAAACUGAUCAAAAUUGCUGUGCCAAAGCUGCACAUAACUGAUAAUUGUUAAUACAUAAGUUGUUAAUACAUAGUGCAAUAUUAAAUGUAUUAUGUGUUAUGUGUUCAUUAUAUGUGUGUACAAAAUAUUAUUAUAAGCAAAAUAAAAUUAAACAAAAUGUUAUAUA
This is a messenger RNA of Solenopsis invicta (red fire ant), 1268 nucleotides long. RefSeq lists its product as uncharacterized. The transcript has 6 exons. The coding region runs from base 43 to 1044 and encodes 333 amino acids. Lineage: Eukaryota; Metazoa; Arthropoda; Insecta; Hymenoptera; Formicidae. The record is from RefSeq and is a predicted model, not a curated record. Gene Ontology annotation, cellular component: nucleus.